This is a messenger RNA of Kwoniella shivajii, 1248 nucleotides long. RefSeq lists its product as uncharacterized. Gene Ontology annotation, cellular component: fungal-type cell wall. The record is from RefSeq and is a predicted model, not a curated record. The transcript has 8 exons. Gene Ontology annotation, biological process: fungal-type cell wall polysaccharide metabolic process. Bases 1 to 1248 code for a protein of 415 amino acids. NCBI's taxonomy places the organism in Eukaryota, Fungi, Basidiomycota, Tremellomycetes, Tremellales, Cryptococcaceae.
AUGACAGCUAUGAUUACUCUAUUCAAUUUGCUUCCUACUCUCGCUUUACUCGGUGCAGCUUUAUCUGGUCUCGAAAAGGUUCCUACCGCUUUAGCUCACGGAUCCGCCGCACGAUCACCUAAAGACAUCCAGCAUCGACAUUUAGCUGCACGACAAAGAGUCUCUGAGAACGUCGCCAGGAGAGGUGCCGCAUCCAAGAAGACAGGUUUGAUCAGACGACAAGCAGAUGGAAAGAAAUGUAGAGUCAGAGGACAGCAAGGUUCCCUCGCUACCACUACCUCGACUUCACCUGCCGCUACCAGUGCAGCUGCUACUACCGAGGAUGCUGUAGAUGCUGCCGCACCUUAUUCAGCCUCCGCCUCCCCUUCUCCUUCUCCCUCUCCAGUAGAAGCUUCUUCUGCUGCUUCCUCACCUGCGGCCACUUCUGCGGCUGCCAGUGUCCCAGUCACAGUCGGUUCAGGAGGUUCAGUCAACACCAACUCGAAAUUGGGUGUUGCAUGGCCUAACGGUGAUUGGGCUCAAGGAGGUGAUCUAAACUACAUUGGUAAUUACAUUGGAUCAAAAACCGCUUGGUACUACACCUGGUCUCCUUUCCACGUAGGUUCGGGUGACCAAGUUGGUCUUGAAUACGUUCCUAUGCUUUGGGGUCCAGGUCACGUUGGCGACUGGUGGGCUCAAAUGGGUCAAUGGCCAUCUACCGUCAAGAACGCUUUGUUCUUCAACGAACCUAAUCAAAAAGGUCAAUGUGAUGUUUCGGCCAGUGAUGCCGUCCAGUACUGGAUGAACGAUUACCUCCCUCUUCGAUCUAAAGGGAUCAGACUCGGUGGUGCUGCACCCACGAACGCGCCUGAUGGAUUAGUCUGGGUUCAAGAUUUCCAAAAAGCUUGUGUCGCAGCUGGAAACUCUGCUGCUGACUGCACUCCAGACUUCCUUCCUAUUCAUUACUAUGAUACUUCAGUUGAACGAUUCCAAGAAUACGUCGCAAACUACCAUCAACAAACAGGUAUCAACCUCUGGGUUACAGAAUACGCCUGUCAAGAUUAUAACAACGGUCCUCAAUGCUCGGAACAAGAUACUUGGAACUUCCACACUCAAAUGGCUGCCUGGUUUGACUCCCAACCUUAUGUUGAAAGGUAUUCUCCCUUCGGUGUCAUGAAAGACAUGCAAGGUGUCAAUCAAGCUAACGCUUUGAUGAACCCCGAUGGAAGUAUCACUUCUCUCGGUGGAUGGUACAUCACCUCUGCCUAG